Megalops cyprinoides (Indo-Pacific tarpon) is the source of this 1827-nucleotide messenger RNA. RefSeq names its product transmembrane protein 145 (gene tmem145). Lineage: Eukaryota; Metazoa; Chordata; Actinopteri; Elopiformes; Megalopidae. The record is from RefSeq and is a predicted model, not a curated record. The coding region runs from base 202 to 1827 and encodes 541 amino acids. The transcript is spliced from 15 exons. Gene Ontology annotation, biological process: G protein-coupled receptor signaling pathway; response to pheromone.
GUAUCGGGGCGCGUAUCCUUGUAUAAGCGCGCUCACAUCCAAACUAUUGGGGACACAUAUGCAUCGCUGGAGAACGGAGGAAGCGCGCGGCCAGUCUCUUUCCCCUCUUCGCAUCCUCGUUUUUCGGAGCUGUCCUUUCCUCCGAAGUCGUGGAGAACGGAGGAUAGUAAGGUCUAAAGAAAAGCGAGACAGAGGGAAAAGAUGGAGGUGUGGUUGGCCAUAGUGACGAGUGUUCUCUGUGUAGGCUCUGUUGUGGGAAAGUACGUCAAAGGGAUCGUCAAUACGAAAGAGGAUUGGGUUUUCCUCACAAGGUUCUGUUUCCUGACGGAUUUUGGCCGGUUGGACUUUCGAUUCCGAUACCCCAAGUCACGCUGCUGUCAGAACAUAUUGCUGUAUUUUGAUGACAGCUCACAGUGGCCUGCUGUCUACAAGAGACCCGACAAGGACUGCUACCAGAAGGAGGCGGUAUUGAGGCCAGAGAAUAACCAGGUCAUCAACCUUACCACCCGCUACACCUGGUCUGGCUGUGUGGUAGAGGGCGAGGGGGGCGAGGAGACCCUCAGCUGCGUGGGAGGCCGCAGUUUCCGUUCCGUCAGGGAGAGAUGGUGGUACAUCGCUCUCAGCAAGUGCGGGGGGGAUGGCUUGCAGUUGGAGUACGAGAUGGAACUGACCAAUGGGAAGUCUUUCUGGACGAGGCAUUUCUCUGCAGAUGAGUUUGGAAUCCUGGAGACAGACAUCACCUUCCUCGUCAUCUUCAUCAUCGUCUUCACCCUCUCCUGCUACUUUGCGUACACUCUGAAAGGAAGACAGCUGCUCCACACCACCUACAAGAUGUUCAUGACAGCUGCCGGAGUAGAGGUUCUCAGCUUGCUGUUCCUCUGUAUUUACUGGGGGCUCUACGCCAGAGACGGAGUGGGGAACGGGAGUCUGAAGAUCCUGGGGAAAUUACUGUUCUCCGUCAGUUUCCUGGUCUUUCUCCUGAUGCUGAUCCUGUUGGGAAAGGGGUUCACUGUCACCAGGGCGAGGAUCAGCCACAGCGGCUCCGUCAAGCUGUCAAUCUACAUGACGGUCUACACCAUUACAUAUGUUAUUCUCUUCAUUUACGAGGCAGAGUUCUUCGACCCGGGAUGGGUCCUGUACGCCUACGACAGCCCCGCAGGGUACGGGCUGAUGGGCCUGCAGCUGCUGGCCUACGUGUGGUUCUGCUACGCCGUGCUGGUCUCCCUUAAGCACUACCCCGAGAAGCAGCCCUUCUAUAUCCCCUUCUUCACCGCCUACACACUCUGGUUCUUCGCAGUGCCAGUCAUGGCUCUAAUCGCCAACUUCGGGAUCCCCCGCUGGGCCAGGGAGAAGAUCGUCAACGGCAUCCAGCUGGGCAUCCACCUCUACGCCCACGUCGUCUUCCUCGCCAUCACACGCCCCUCGGCAGCCAACAAAAACUUCCCCUACCACGUCCGGACAUCCCAGAUUGGGAUCCUGUUGUCCAGCCCUGAUGGGACAGGGGGCGAUAGCUUCCCCCACCACGCCUACGGCAACAGCUCCUUCCUGGGAGACUCCCAGCCCAACUUCACAGAGCUCUUCUCAAUACAUUCGGGAGCAGUCAAGUCAGUGGAAGAGACAGUGGCCCGGAAAGGACAAGCUGUGCAAAGGAACAGUGAGCAUAAGAUCAUCACCACGACGGCCGAUCUGUCGUCCAUCCUGCCCCCGCCCCCUCCCCCUGUGCCCCCACGCGUGACCUCCAGCUCCCCCCCACCGCCCAGACUCUCCUCCCACUUCACGGAGUAUUUCAGCAUGCAAGGGGGCGGGGGGGUGGGGACGAAAGCGUAA